Nerophis ophidion (straightnose pipefish) is the source of this 2770-nucleotide messenger RNA. RefSeq names its product galactose mutarotase (gene galm). Gene Ontology annotation, molecular function: aldose 1-epimerase activity; carbohydrate binding. The transcript is spliced from 9 exons. Bases 282 to 1319 code for a protein of 345 amino acids. The record is from RefSeq and is a predicted model, not a curated record. Gene Ontology annotation, biological process: glucose metabolic process; beta-D-galactose catabolic process via UDP-galactose, Leloir pathway. NCBI's taxonomy places the organism in Eukaryota, Metazoa, Chordata, Actinopteri, Syngnathiformes, Syngnathidae.
UUAAAAGACUGGGUUGAAUAAAAUAAUAUAGAGUAGUGUUCAAUCUCGGUCCACACUCCAUAUCAAACGAUGGCGGUAAUGCGUACCAGAAGGCUGCUUGCCAACCGCCAUUAAACCAAAACAAGAAGAAGAAGAAGUUUUACUUCUCGGUGUGCCGUUUUGAUGGAAAAAGCAUGUAACUGUAGCCUCGAAUAUGUAGGAAAGUAUUGACUUCAAGGACGAAAUAGUAAAGUAGGAAAUAACAUUGUUGUUUGAGACGCUGUCUUAUCUCGUCAAAUCAAAUGACACAGGUUACAUGCCAACCGUGGGGAAGUUUGCCCAAACAUGGCCAGGUGGACUUGUGGACGCUUCAGUCCCCACAUGUGCAAGUGGAGGUCCUGACAUUUGGAGCCAUCAUCAGGAGUGUGCGUUGCAAGGGGACAGACGGUCAGGUGGACGAUGUCGUCUUGGGCUUUGAUGACCUGGAGGGUUAUGUGUCAGACAAGCGGUAUUUUGGUGCUGUGGUGGGCCGUGUAGCCAACAGGGUCGCACGAGGACGCUUUGAAGUGGAUGGAAAAACAUAUCAAUUAGAUAUCAACAGUGGACCAAAUGCUCUGCAUGGAGGGCUGAAAGGCUUCAGUAAGGCUCUUUGGCUUGCGAAAGAAGUAGACAGUGGGGUAAAAAUGAGUCUUUGCAGUCCAGAUGGAGACCAAGGCUACCCUGGAGAGAUGCAGGUUUCUGUAACCUACACCCUGCAAGGCGAAAAACUGACUGCAGAGUAUCAAGCUUGGUCUUCUAAAACAACACCAAUCAACCUCACUAAUCACUCCUAUUUCAACUUGGGUGGACUGACUGCAUCAACCAUCUCUGACCAUGAAGUGUCAAUAAAUGCUCAGUUCUACUUGCCAGUAGAUGAAACAUCUAUCCCCACAGGGGAGAUAAAGGCAGUGGAUGGCUCAUCUUUUGACCUCCGACAGCCUGUUCUGAUUGGCCCUCAGCUAAAGGAAGUUCCAGGUGGAGGAUUUGACCAUAACUUUUGUCUGUCAAUGCCUGAAGACCCAUGGAGAGAGAGACACGUUGCUCGAGUUUAUCACCCAGCAAGUGGCCGUAUUCUUGAGGUGUCAACCAGCCAACCAGGAGUCCAGUUCUAUACAGCUAACGUCUUGGAUGGCUCCAUAACAGGAAAGGGUGGUGUUAAAUAUGGAAAGCACAGCGCCUUCUGUUUGGAGACUCAGAAUUGGCCAGAUGCUAUCAACCAGGCUUCCUUUCCUGAUUGUCUUCUGGGUCCAGGCGAGGAAUAUCGUCACCUGAGUUGUUUCACAUUCACUUCUGCCAAAUGAUUUUGACUCUAAAUCGCCAAUUUGUUCAACUAUUAUACUGAACUAUAUAUCUAUCGCUGUUUUAAAAUGUCAUUUAAUUUACAAAGGCAAACUAAAAUUAAGGUAGUUAUGCAUCCAUUUUCUUUAGCGGUUAUACUUAACUUGUGAGCUGGAGCCUAUCCUAGCAAACUUUGGGCGGGGAACACCCUUACUGACACACAGCAUUGACAGUAUGAACACUUAUGAACAAAUAUACAUUGUAUACAAGUAAGAGUGGACUUGAACAAAAAUUUUACCCUGGAGUUUUCGGUCUAGACAUGCCCGCUAUAAUCCACAUGUAGAUACGGUGCCAACUUGUCCCAAUGAUGGAUUUAUAGGUACCUGGAGAAAUAUCAAAGUUGACCCUGCUUCGACAACGAUGAUGAUAAUGGAGUCAAUAUCAACACUACCACGUACCAAAGGACUGCUAAACAAGAAGACCUGGAUUCAGGAGUGCAUCCGCCUACACUUAUAGAAAUUAUUGAGACAACACCAAAGAUUGUUGACCAAGAAAAUAUGGAACUAAAACACUUAUGCAACAAAGACCAUAUAUGCCAGGAUUCAGAGAAUGAUAUAGAUCCAGAUACAAUCCCACAUCAGAAAUAAUCAAUUUUUACUAUACAAAUGAACAAUAUAAUAGCAACAUUAAAUCUGCCAACAAAAUUAUUAAUCUCAACAUCAAUUAUUGACUUCAAAAGCAGAAGCUUGUAUCCAAACUACAACAUGAAGCACUUUUUAGAGCAAUUUAAUGAACCUUUCAAAAUGAUAGCUGUCACAGAAACAUGGAUUGAUGAUUAAAAAAAAAGGAAUUCAGUUAGUUUAGUUGAGUUUCAAGUUAUUUUGAAUAUACAUACGAUACAAAGUAAUGCAUCAAAUCUUUCCAGUUGUUUCAUUACAGCACGUCCGAAAAGGAGUGGGAUGAAGCAGAUCCUUUUUAUUCCUACCCCUUUUCAUAUCAUAGCAGUAUUAUCCCAUUUCCUUGUUCUCUGUUUGUAAAAAACAGUGCAUAAAUAAAAAAAUAUACCAUAAGUAAGUAAAUACAUAAAUAAUCAUCUCAUUUUUUUAAGGUUCAAGAUGUUUGUUCAUAAUUGUUUUUCUUUGUACUUUGUAAAUGCUUUUAGUUUGAACAGUUUCCUCAAGUGAAUCACAUUGGUUCUCUGUUUGAUUUCUUUGCGUAAUCUUUCCAUAAUUUUAUUCCACAUACGGAUAUGCUAAAGGUCAUAAGUGUUGUACAUGCAUACAAAUGUUUUAAAUUACAUUUUCCUCUUAAGUUUUUAUUUCUCCUCUUGUUGAGAAAAACGGUUGUACAUUCUUGGGUAGCAGGUUAUAGUUUGCUUUGUGCAUAAUUAUAGCUGAUUGCAAAUGCACCAAGUUGUUGAAUUUUUAUAUUUUUGAUUAUAUAAAUAAAGGGUUUGUAUGUUCUCUAUAUCCAA